Molecule: messenger RNA, 849 nt
Organism: Cercopithifilaria johnstoni
Lineage: Eukaryota; Metazoa; Nematoda; Chromadorea; Rhabditida; Onchocercidae
Source: the annotation of a GenBank genome assembly
AUGUGUAUGGAUGUUUUUAUGUGGGCUCUGAAAGGUACUGUUGAUAGUUUAGAGUCCGCCGUUAUGCCGUCGUUCAGGGAACUAUUGGUUGCGUUGGUUAAACGAUACAAGCAGCUUAAUUCAGUACGUUUAGUGACGUGGAGAAUCAUUUGGUAUACAGAAAACGGAAUGAAUACCGAUGACGGUCUGCAUGCCAGAGGCGCCAUUCACAUGGGUAUCGCCAGUUUGCUACACAUAUCACCAUGGUAUAGUUCACAUACCUUUCUCUCUCGUGCCAUAGCAUCACCACAAGCACUUCACUCUUGGAGCACCACUCGUUGUCGAGGAGCCACACUCUCUCUCCUUCCAUGCCAAACAUCAUCAUCACCAUCAUUAUGCUGCCAUCUUUGUAGAUAUCUUUCUCCUACCUGUACAAAAGUGAAACGAUGGAUCAGAAAUCUCCAAAUAUGGAACGGGGGCUUACCGGGUGGCAGUGUGGUUAGCUGGUUGUCAGCAUUUCGGACAACGGCUAUCAUCACUGCCGUCCUGUGCUUUGUGGAGGCGUUUCGAUUUCGAAUUCUGUUGUUGAAGCGAAGUGAACGCUCCAUGGACAUUUUGUUGGUAAACGAUCCAUUAAAAUUUGAAGUAGACUCGAAGAAUGCAGCGUUGGACCGGUGGCAUAGAUUUUACUGGGAUGCAUGUAGAGAUAAUCGGUUACCUUCACCUUGGCGGACUGACGUCCAUGAAUUAUGCAGAAAAGAUAAAAAUGAUGGAGAAAUUGGGGAACAUGGAUUUCAAGAACACUUAGCGCCGGUUUUAAUGGAUCGCACAGUUCGAGCACACUGUCGUGAUGCUGUGCAAGCUGCAUAG